Molecule: messenger RNA, 817 nt
Organism: Paramecium primaurelia
Lineage: Eukaryota; Ciliophora; Oligohymenophorea; Peniculida; Parameciidae
Source: the annotation of a GenBank genome assembly
AUAAAGAAGAAUUGAAGGGAUGUUUGAGGAUACCGAGUAGAGUUUUAGAGUUAAUGAGAUAAUUUGGGCAAAAGUCUUGGGCUGUAAGUAUAAUAUAAUUCUUUAGAUCCUUGGUGGCCUGCAAAAGUAAUUAUACAAUAAUCAUCUUAUAGAUUGCUUCAAUUACUAAUGUGAAUGGCAAGAAUGGAUACCAUAAUAUAUACAGAGUCAAUUUUAUUGGAGACACUUCACAGUAUUAAAUUUAGUUAGCAUUAUAGCGCCAAAUUGAGGUUUGAUAAAUUAAAGAAAUGGAAUCCUAAGCCAAUAUAAUUAGAAACUAAAAAGUUAAAAGAAUCAAUAGAUUUAGCUAAUAGUUAAAUAGAAGCAUUUGAGAAAGCUUAAGAAAUUGAAUUAGCCAAUCUAAAUGAGCAUAUUUUAAAGAGUCUAACUAUCAAAAUGAAUGAUCUUGUUUAUAAUGAGAGAUCCAUUUAAGAUGUAUAAUGAUCAAAUUAUGUCAUAGAUUAUUCAAACCUUAAAUCUAAUAAGCGAGAAUGAAAAAUUAUCUAUUGUGAAACUAAAUUUAGGAUAAUAAUAUUUUGCAUUGUAUUAAACAUUAAAAUAUGGGAAAGGAGAGAAUUAUCUUUAAUAUUCCUAAGAUUUUAUUGAUUAAUUGAAAGCAACCAUUGGUUUUUAAUUAUAAUAAGACUUUUUAUCAAUUUAAAAAAAAUAAGAAAAACCUACUCCCAACAGUGAUGACACUAAAGAAAUCACUGAUUCUCCUAUUAAGAAAAAGAAAAUAGAAGAAAUCUUUAAAGAUACACUUUGUAAUUAACAUUGA